Molecule: messenger RNA, 414 nt
Organism: Eimeria mitis
Lineage: Eukaryota; Apicomplexa; Conoidasida; Eucoccidiorida; Eimeriidae
Exons: 1
Coding region: 1-414 (137 amino acids)
Source: RefSeq, a predicted model, not a curated record
AUGCAUCUAUCUAUAAAAGCUGUAGAUACACCAGAAGAAGGAGAGAAAACAACAAAAGCAACAACACCACUGCAACCGAGCUGCCUAUACACCCCAGAUAAAAACAAUCAAAGCCAACAUUUCAGGUGUACGUACACCCCAAAUACAGAAAACAACAAAAAACAUAAACGCGAAUUCUCCCCUAUAGAAACAAACUACGAUAGAGAAGAGUAUAUAUACACACACGAGGCGCAGCAGCAGCAGCAGCAGCAGCAGCAGCAGCAGGAGGAGCAAGAACUGCAACUGCAGCAGCAACAAGAACUGCAACUGCAGCAGCAACAACAGCAGGAGCAGCAGCAGCAGCAACAGCAGCAACAACAGCAGCAGCAGCAGCAGCAGGCGCCCCCCUUCCCCUACAACAGAAAAAAGAGGUAA